AUGCUCCCUAAAUUGGUGUCAUGUCUAACAAGUGAUGAUCCCAAUCUUCAAUUCGAGGCUGCUUGGGCGUUAACAAAUAUUGCAUCUGGCACAUCUUCACAGACCCUGGCUGUGGUUCAUGCGGGAGCUGUUCCACUCUUCCUCAAGUUGCUGUCUUCUUCACAUCCCAAUGUGUGUGAACAAGCUGUUUGGGCACUGGGAAACAUUAUUGGGGACGGUCCUGUUUUACGCGACUAUGUGAUUCAACUGGAUGUCAUAAAGCCACUACUGAAGCUGUUAACACCAAACAUACCACUUAACUUCUUGCGCAAUGUCACUUGGGUCAUGGUUAACCUGUGUCGUAACAAAGAUCCGCCUCCACCAGCUUCAGCUAUCAGAGAACUUCUUCCGGCCCUUCUAUAUUUGAUCAAGCAUACUGACGACAGUAUACUCGUGGAUACCGUGUGGGCUAUAUCCUAUUUAACUGAUGGAGGGAACGAUCAGAUAGAAAUGGUAAUUAAUGCAGAGAUCGUGCCUCACUUGGUCCCGUUGUUGUCACACUCAAGUUUCAAGGUGCAAACCGCUGCACUGCGUGCUGUUGGCAACAUUGUUACGGGUUCGGACCAGCAAACACAAGUUGUUCUGGAUUGUGGAGCUCUGAGUCAUUUUCCUGCUUUGUUAACCCAUCCAAGAGAUAAAAUAAACAAGGAGGCUGUGUGGUUUCUGUCCAAUAUAACUGCAGGAAACCAAAGUCAAGUGCAAGCUGUAAUUGAUCAUGGUCUAGUUCCACUCAUUAUUCAUCAUCUGUCCGAGAGUGAAUUCCUAACACAGAAGGAAGCUGCAUGGGCCAUUUCUAAUUUGACGAUCAAUGGAAAUGCAGAACAGGUAUGUAAAUAUCCGAUUGUCUUAAUAACAAAGUCUCAUGUCAACUACAAACUGAAAGUUCAUUCACUGGAUUGA
Trichobilharzia szidati is the source of this 939-nucleotide messenger RNA. NCBI's taxonomy places the organism in Eukaryota, Metazoa, Platyhelminthes, Trematoda, Strigeidida, Schistosomatidae. The record is from the annotation of a GenBank genome assembly.